This is a messenger RNA of Schizosaccharomyces osmophilus, 2046 nucleotides long. It is a transcript of the gene apc2, whose product is annotated as anaphase-promoting complex cullin family subunit Apc2. Gene Ontology annotation, molecular function: ubiquitin protein ligase binding. Lineage: Eukaryota; Fungi; Ascomycota; Schizosaccharomycetes; Schizosaccharomycetales; Schizosaccharomycetaceae. The coding region runs from base 1 to 2046 and encodes 681 amino acids. The transcript is spliced from 3 exons. The record is from RefSeq and is a predicted model, not a curated record. Gene Ontology annotation, cellular component: anaphase-promoting complex. Gene Ontology annotation, biological process: ubiquitin-dependent protein catabolic process.
AUGGAAUGCAAAGAUCGUUCUGCAUCGAUCCUGAAGGGUUUUCGAUUUUUUCAACCUUCUCAACAAGAGAGCACCGAAACGCUAUCAGAAUCAACCCUUAUAGAUACAUUAAGAACUGAUUUUCAUUCUUCUAUUCAUACGCAGCUGUUUGAAAAUCGUCCUGCUAGUAUAGAAGAACUGCAGAAUCUUAUCCAAAACCUCUAUGCCUUUUGGUUUUCUUACAGAGAUUACGCCACAAAAGAUCCUACUAUUCAUCUUGAUCAUGUCCAGCAAUGUUUUUGGAGUCUUUGUCGAAGGCACUUACCGCUUGACCAAAUUCGGAAGCCCUUAUUUGCUUACCUUAAAAAAGUAUUGAAUUUAUGGUCAGAAAAUGAGUCCAACCCAUAUUUUGGCUUAGAAGAUUUUUUUCAUCUUUGUGAAAGGCUAAGGCAGUUGGGUUUGGUUUCAGAGUUGAAGGAAACCUUUGCUCUAUCCUUGAAAGAUCACGUUCAUACCCUUUUGUAUCGACGUUACGGGUCCCACUGGUCUUAUGGCGUCUAUCAGGAAGCAGCAGAAUGGAUCAGAAGUGAGCUUACCCUUUUGGUUGAACAUGUCUCAUUCCUUUCGACAACUUCCGUACAUUCUCAACUUGAUCAGUUAGUUUCCAACCUACUUGGACGACUUCGAUCCGAUUCUAUUUUUGAUAUAGUUUUGGACUAUCCUCAGUCAUCCGGUGCUAUUGAAGACUUGAGACUCGCUGCUCGUCAGCCAGAACAACGCCAGUACUUAGUAGAAAGGUUUAUGUCCACAUGUGAAAACAAUAUAUUGAGACCAAGCAAAGAUACUUCUUCUAUCCUCGUCUUUUAUGUUUCAACUAUACGGUGUUUUCUCGCAUUGGACCCGCCGGGUGUUUUACUGGACAAGGCUUUAAAACCUAUCCGUAGUUUUCUGAAUGAGCGAGAUGAUACUAGUAAAUCAUUGGUUUAUCUUCUUUUCAGCAAGUCUGAAAAUGGUUUGUCUUCUGAGCUCGCAAAACUUCCUGCCGGUAAUGUGGAUGCUGCUUCCGAUCGAAAUGAUUACCUUAAAUGGAUGCCAGAUCCCAUUGAUGCGGCUCCUGACUUUCGAAAACCAACGGAUAAAGAUAUUAUUGCCAGUCUAAUAUCUAUUUUCAAUAGCAAGGAAACCCUCAUUAAGGAACUUCAGCUCUUGCUUGCGGAACGUUUACUACAAAUUACAGAUUAUAAUUAUGAUCACGAAGAAAAGAAUAUAGGGUUCUUGAAAUAUCGUUUCGGGGAAUCCACAUUGCAAAUGUGUAAUGUCAUGCUUGAAGAUAUAAAAAAAUCGAAAUGCAUUGAUGCGUUCAUCCAUGAAAGGAAGAAUACAUCAUCUGUGUUCCAUGCAACUGUUCUAUCUAGAAUUUUUUGGCCUAAUCUUGUAGUUCGGUCAUUCCGAGUGCCCAAAGCAAUUCAGGAAGAACUUGACAAAUAUGCGAAUAAUUUUUCUAAAAAACAAAACAAGCGUGAGUUGGUCUAUUUGCAAAAUUUGGGAACUGUGGAAUUGGAGAUUGAGCUUGAGGACAGAACGUUGAACGUAUCCGUUACUCCUGAACAAGCUACAUUAUUAUCUUUUUUUGAAGAGUCACCAACACUUAGACUAGAAGAAGCUGCAGAACAACUUGACCAGCCCAUCGAAAUUGUAAAAAAACAUGUGAACUUUUGGGUUCAUCAUCAAGUGUUAACAUUGGUAAAAGACGAUAUCUAUCGCGUUCGCGAAACUCAAGAAGAAGCGACUUUCAUUGAUACAGCUAUUGAAGACGAGCCUGCUUCGGCUGUUCAAUCACAAGCGGAAGCAGCAACUUCAGAAAUGCGCGUUUACUGGUCUUUUGUGGUCGGUAUGCUUACAAAUCUUGGCUCUUUAGAACUGGAUAGAAUUCAUAAUAUGUUGACAAUGUUUAUACCUCCGCCGAAUGGAUACAAUCGAACUCAGAAUGAAUUACGAGAGUUUCUUGCUUUGAUGGUCAAAGAAGACAAAUUGGAGUUUACUGGAGGUGCAUAUAAACUCAAAUGA